AUGGCCAAGUAUCUCAUGUGGAUCCUCCGCGCGCUGCGGUUCACCUGUGACCACGUGCUGUUAGCCUUUCCUGACAUUCAGCCACAUUUGCCACCAACAACCACAAUGUUUGAGUUUCUCGGCCUGGGAUCGACCAAAAAGGCCCAACCUUACGACCUGGGCCAACCAUUAACUGGGCGCUUUGGACAACAGGCUCGACGGGGACCAGUCGUCGUUCUUGUCUUAGGUCGCUCCGGAGCUGGAAAGUCCUAUUUGAUAGACGCAGUCUCUUGUACAGAACCGAACCAGCCAAUAGGACGGCAUGCAAUAACCACAAAAAUGAAAACACACCUUGCAUCAUUCUCCGGAGUGAACUAUCAGCUCAUCGAUACCCCCGGUUUCGAUAAUAUGAAAUUGGAUGAUAUCGAGAUUUGUGCCAGACUUGUCAAGCACCUUCGGGAAUCGAGUUCGACUGGGAACGGCGUCAAUGGAAUUAUAUAUAUCCACCAAUCAGGCGAUCCUCUCCGAAGCGAAUCCUUCUACAAAUAUCUUACGGUGAUUUCACAUGUGUUCCUUGGUGGAGGUGAUCUAGACCGUCUUACUGUCCUUGUACGAAAUGUCGAUCCUCACGGGCCGGGAAAUACGCAAAUUGACGAGGAAAAACAAAACGGCAUGUCGACCAUCGGCAGAUUUCACGCUAUGGGGGCGAGAAUUGUCGCCAGCAGCGCCGAAACGAAUGGCUUUAUCAACGCGAUUCAGUCGUAUGCUUCUACUUACCCUAUCUUGCUUCCGGUCCAAAUGAAUAGGUCUAAUAUCAUUGCCGAUCUUGAGAGUAUCCUACAGAGGACCCCUAUACAGGCGUACACUAGCCAAGAACAGCGCACCAAAAGCGACUAUGAACGAAAACGUCAAGAAUUCGAAUUAAUUCUGGAAGCUAAGCAGCGCAAUCUCGCUCAGUGUCAAGAUGCUCUUCGCCAGGCCGACAAGCUCCGUGUCGAGCUACAUGAAACCGAAGUAAAUCUACGCCAUCAGUCGCAGCAGAUGCAAUACGAAUAUUCCUCACUUCGAUCUGAACUUCAACUUCAAGAAAACUUUGAACAAAGUGAAAUCGUUCAAGAGCUAGAAGAUAUAAAUCGUCAUAUUGAUGAUAUCAGUCGUUCUAUAUCUGCCUAUCUGACUGACACUCAUGUUCGUUCGAUGUUUGGGAGAAAUCCUGCCGAAGUUACCUCUCGAGACGCUCAAAACUUGUCUGAGCUAUUCAGGCUGCUCCAAGCCGAAGAAGGAAAAUGUUCAUUGGUCUCGUCUUCAGAUGGCAAAGGCUUGGAGAUUGAGAGUUUCCUUGAUUUCUCAAUCCGACACAUGCUUUGUACUCUUCUUGUUAUAGGAGUCUUCCAACCAUUUCACCCGGGUAUUAAUUCCGAACAGAGCGCCGCUCUACUGCGCGCAUAUGAAGAUAUCCAGAAACGAGAGUCUCAAACAAGUGCGGGGAAAUGGCGUUCGUCUACUUUCAAAAGCAUUUACACGGACGAUGAAGAACAAACAGGCACAUCAAUUCGUCAACUACUGCAUCUAUUCAUCCGUACACAACUCAACCCUCUGUUAACCUCUGUGUUUGGGAGCAAGGAGGCUACCAUGGACAGACAACACUUCAACCAAAUGUUCGAGCUUGUCAAGAGAGCAUGGAACUGGAAUUCCAAGUUGAAAGGCGAAGUUAUUGUUCUCGGCGAUUUUUGCCAAAUUGCGCAUGCCCCGAAUUCCGAGUUCGAUCCAAACAUAAUGAAAGAGUUCGAGCCACAACCCGGUGUGAGACCUACAUCUGUUUUAGGGACAAUUGGUAUCGGGCUUGUAUCUCUCCGAGCGGUGGGUGGGGGGCGGUCGCCCGAGGAAACGAUAAUAUGCAAGACCACUGUUGCCACUGAUACGUUGUAUGUUUGA
Molecule: messenger RNA, 1914 nt
Organism: Rhizoctonia solani
Lineage: Eukaryota; Fungi; Basidiomycota; Agaricomycetes; Cantharellales; Ceratobasidiaceae
Product: 50S ribosome-binding GTPase
Exons: 6
Coding region: 1-1914 (637 amino acids)
Molecular function (GO): GTP binding
Source: RefSeq, a predicted model, not a curated record